CCCGCCCCCGCCGGGCCUUAGCCGCGGCCCCGGCUGCUCCCGCGCUGAGGAACACGCCGGGAAUCUGCAGGAGCCGAGCGUGGUGAGCUCAAGAGGAGGUUGAAGUGGCAUAGCAAUGGUUAGAGGCCCUGCUGGGAACAAACAGCCUCUGGAGGCAUAGGGACCUGUGGACUUAUUAUCUGGCAAUCCCAUGGAGACAGGAAACCCUGUGUUGAACAACAUGAAGCCCCAGUCGCUGCAGCUGGUACUAGAGGAGCAAGUGCUGGCACUGCAGCAGGAGAUGGCAGAGAAUCAGGCAGCCUCCUGGCGGAAGCUGAAGAACUCCCAGGAAGCCCAACAGAGGCAAGCAACCCUCGUGAGGAAGCUGCAGACCAAGGUGUUGCAGUACCGGAGCUGGUGCCAAGAGCUGGAGAAGCGGCUGGAAGCCACUGGAGGACUGAUCCCUCAGAGGUGGGAAAGUGUGGAGGAGCCAAACCUGGAACAUCUGCUCAUCCGAUUAGAGGAGGAACAACAGAGGUGUGAGAGUCUAGCAGAGGUGAACACCCAGCUUCAACUGCACAUGGAAAAAGCUGAUGUGGUGAAUAAAGCCCUUCGGGAAGAUGUGGAAAAAUUGACAGUGGACUGGAGUCGGGCCCGGGAUGAACUAAUGAGGAAGGAGAGCCAGUGGCGGAUGGAGCAGGAGUUCUUCAAGGGCUACCUGAAAGGGGAGCAUGGUCGCCUUCUUGGUCUGUGGCGGGAGGUGGUCACCUUCCGACGUCACUUCCUGGAAAUGAAGUCAGCUACUGACAGAGAUCUGACAGAGCUAAAGGCUGAGCACGUGAGGCUUUCAGGGUCCCUGUUGACCUGUUGUCUGCGCUUGACUGUGGGAGCACAGUCUUGGGAAUCCAAUGGCUCUGGGAAAGUGGAUGGGAGGGAGCCAGCCCAGCUGCUGCUGCUACUAGCCAAGACCCAGGAGUUGGAGAAGGAAGCCCAUGAGAAGAGCCAAGAGUUAAUACAGCUGAAGAGUCAAGGGGAUCUGGAGAAGGCUGAACUUCAGGACCGGGUGACCGAGCUCUCUGCUCUGCUGACCCAGUCUCAGAAGCAAAAUGAAGAUUAUGAAAAGAUGGUAAAGGCUCUGAGAGAGACAGUGGAGAUCCUGGAGACAAAUCACACAGAAUUAAUGGAACAUGAGGCAUCUGUUAGUAGAAAUGCCCAAGAGGAGAAGUUGUCUUUACAACAGGUGAUCAAGGAUAUAACCCAGGUCAUGGUGGAAGAAGGGGACAAUAUGGCCCAAGGCUCUGGUCAUGAAAGCUCUUUGGAAUUGGACUCUAGUGGCUUCUCCCAGUUUAAUUCCCAGGCCCCGGACAAGGCUGUUACUCUGGUGCGUUCAGUGCUGACUCAUAGACGCCAGGCUGUGCAGGACCUAAGGCAGCAGCUUUCAGGCUGCCAGGAGGCUGUGAGCUUCUUGCAGCAGCAGCAUGAUCAGUGGGAGGAAGAGGGCAAAGCCCUGAGACAGCGGCUGCAGAUGCUCACUGGGGAGCGGGACACUCUGGCAGGGCAGACUGUGGACCUCCAGGGAGAGGUGGACUCUCUCAGCAAGGAGCGAGAGCUCCUGCAGAAGGCCAGGGAAGAGCUGCAGCAGCAACUGGAGGUGCUGGAGCAGGAGGCAUGGCGCCUGCGAAGGGCAAACAUGGAGCUUCAGCUGCAGGGGGACUCCGCUCAGGGGGAGAAGGAGGAGCAGCAGGAAGAGCUACACCUGGCUGUCCGGGAAAGGGAGCGCCUUCAGGAGACGCUGGUGGGCCUGGAAGCCAAGCAAUCAGAAUCACUCAGUGAACUGAUCACUCUUCGGGAAGCCCUGGAGUCAAGUCGCCUAGACGGGGAGUUACUGAGGCAAGAGCAAACAGAAGUGACCGCAGCGCUGGCUAGGGCAGAACAGUCAAUUGCAGAGCUGUCGAGUUCUGAGAACAGCCUGAAGGCAGAGGUAGCUGAUCUUCGGGCAGCAGCUGUCAAACUCAGUGCCUUAAAUGAGGCUUUGGCCUUAGAUAAAGUUGGGCUGAACCAGCAGCUUCUCCAGUUAGAGCAGGAGAACCAGUCUGUGUGCAGCAGAAUGGAGGCAGCAGAGCAGGCGAGAAACGCUUUGCAGGUGGACCUGGUGGAGGCAGAGAGGAACAGGGAAGCCCUGUGGGAAAAGAAAACUCACCUGGAAGCUCAGCUGCAGAAAGCAGAGGAGACUGGAGCUGAGCUGCGGGCAGAUCUCAGGGGCAUCCAAGAAGAAAAAGAAGAAAUUCAAGAGAAACUAAGCGAGGCACGUCACCAGCAGGAGGCAGCCACAGCUCAGCUGGAGCAGCUGCAUCAGGAGGCAAAGCGACAGGAAGAAGUGCUUGCCAGGGCAAUCCAGGAGAAGGAGGCCCUGGUACGAGAGAGGGCAGCUCUAGAGGUGCGGCUGCAGGCUGUGGAGCGAGACCGGCAGGACCUUGCUGAACAACUACUGGAGCUCAGCUCAGCCAAGGAGCUACUGGAGAACAGUCUGUUUGAGACCCAACAACAAAAUUCUGUGAUAGAGGUCAUCAAGGGGCAGCUGGAGGUCCAGAUUCAAACUGUCACUCAAGCUAAGGAAGUAAUCCAAGGGGAAGUGAGGUGCCUGAAGCUGGAACUGGACGCUGAACGGAGCUGUGCAGAACAGGAACGGGAUACAGCAGCCAGCCAGCUGGCCCGGGCUGAGCAAGAGGGACGGACUGCACUGGAGCAACAGAAGGUGGCCCACGAGGAAGAGGUGAACCAGCUCCAGGAAAAAUGGGAAAAAGAGCGCUCCUGGCACCAGCAGGAGCUGGCUAAAGCUUUGGAGAGCCUAGAGAGGGAAAAAAUGGAGCUGGAAACAAGGCUGAGGGAGCAGCAGACAGAAACCGAGGCCAUCCAGGCGCAGAGGGAAGAAGAACGGACGCAGGCCGAGAGUGCCCUGUGCCAGAUGCAGCUGGAAACAGAGAAGGAGAGAGUGUCCCUCCUGGAGACGCUGCUGCAAACCCAGAAGGAGCUGGCAGAUGCCAGCCAACAACUGGAACGGCUGAGGCAGGACAUGAAGGUCCAGAAGUUAAAGGAGCAGGAGACCACUGGGAUGCUGCAGACCCAGCUUCAGGAGGCUCAGCAGGAGCUGAAGGAGGCAACUCAGCAGCACAGAGACAACCUUGCUGCCAUCCGGGAAGAGGGCCGCAUCCUGCUGCAGGAUAAGAUAGACCUGCAGAAGCAGGUGGAGGACUUGAAGUCUCAGUUGGUGGCCCAGGAUGACUCCCAGAGGCUGGUUGAGCAGGAGGUUCAGGAGAAGUUGAGAGAGGCCCAGGAAUAUAGCCGAAUUCAGAAGGAGCUGGAGAAAGAGAAAACCAGCCUGACCCUGUCACUGGUGGAAAAGGAACAGAGACUCCUUGUUUUACAAGAAGCUGACUCUAUUCGACAGCAAGAGCUGAGCGCCCUGCGCCAGGACAUGCAGGAGGCCCAGGGAGGGCAGAAAGAGCUUAGUGCCCAGGUGGAAUUACUGAGGCAAGAGGUGAAGGAAAAGGAGGCUGACUUUCUGGCCCAGGAAGCGUGUCUGCUGGAGGAGCUGGAGGCAUCUCAGAUCAUGGAGCAGCAGCUGCGAGCUUCCUUGUGGGCCCAGGAAGCCAAGGCAGCCCAACUACAGCUGCAACUGCGCAACACAGAGAGCCAGCUGGAAGCACUGGCCACAGAGCAGCAGCCUGGGAACCAGGCCCAGGCCCAGCUGGCCAGCCUCUACUCUAUCCUGCAGCAGGCCCUGGGGUCAGUCUGUGAGAGCAGGCCUGAGCUGAGUGGUGGUGGAGACUCUGCUCCCUCCCUCUGGGUCCUUGAGCCAGAACAGAAUGGAGCUAGAAGCCUCUUUAAAAGAGGGCCCCUCCUGACUGCUCUCUCAGCUGAGGCAGUAGCAUCUGCCCUCCACAAGCUUCACCAAGACCUGUGGAAGACCCAACAGGCCCGGGAUGAUUUGAGGGAUCAGGUCCGGAAGCUGGAACAGCGUCUAACUGAUACCGAGGCUGAGAAGAGCCAGGUCCACACAGAAUUGCAGGAUCUGCAGAGACAGCUCUCCCAGAACCAAGAGGAGAAAUCCAAGUGGGAAGGAAAACAGAACUCCCUAGAAUCUGAGCUGAUGGAGCUGCAUGAAACUGUGGCAUCCUUACAGAGUCGCCUACGGCGAGCAGAGCUACAGGGAAUGGAAGCCCAGAGUGAGCGAGAGUUACUUCAGGCAGCCAAGGAGAACCUGACAGCCCAGGUGGAACAUCUGCAAACAUCUGUUGCAGAAGCCAGGGCCCAGGCAAGGGCUGCCGGGGUCCUGGAAGAAGACCUGAAAACAGCUCGCUCAGCACUGAAACUGAAAAACGAGGAGGUGGAGAGUGAGCGUGAGAGAGCUCAGGCUCUGCAAGAGCAGGGCGAGCUGAAGGUGGCCCAAGGGAAGGCUCUGCAAGAGAAUUUGGCUCUCUUGGCCCAGACCCUGUCUGAAAGAGAAAGGGAAGUAGAGACCUUGCGGGGGGAAAUCCAGGAACUGGAGAAGCAAAGAGAAAUGCAGAAGGCUGCUUUGGAACUGCUGUCCCUGGAUCUGAAGAAGAGGAACCAAGAGGUGGAUCUGCAGCAAGAACAGAUUCAGGAGCUGGAGAAGUGUAGGUCUGUUUUAGAGCAUCUGCCCAUGGCUGUCCAGGAGCGAGAGCAGAAACUGACUGUGCAGAGAGAGCAGAUCAAAGAGCUCGAGAAAGAUCGGGAGACUCAGAGGAACAUCUUGGAGCAUCAGCUUCUAGAACUUGAGAAGAAGGACAAAGUGAUUGAGUCCCAGAGAGGGCAGCUCCAGGAUCUGAAAAAGCAGUUGGUUACUCUGGAAUGCCUGGCCCUGGAACUGGAGGAAAACCAUUGCAAAAUGGAGUGCCAGCAAAAGCUGAUCAAAGAGCUGGAGGGCCAGAGAGAAAUGCAGAGGGUGGCUUUGACCCACCUUACACUGGACCUGGAAGAAAGGAGCCAGGAGUUGCAGGCGCAAAGCAGCCAGAUCCACGAACUGGAAAGCCACAGCACCCUUCUGGCACAAGAGCUGCAGGAGAGGGCCCAGGAGCUGAAGUCCCAGCGAGAACAGAUCGAGGAGCUACAGAGGCAGAAAGAGCAUCUGACUCAGGAUCUUGACAGGAGGGACCAGGAGCUGAUGCUGCAGAAGGAGAGGAUUCAGGUUCUAGAAGAUCAAAGGACGGUGCAGACCAAGAUCCUAGAGGAGGACCUGGAACAGAUCAAGCUGUCUUUGAGAGAGCGAGGCCGGGAGCUGGCCUCUCAGAGGCAGCUGAUGCAGGAGCGGGCAGAGGACGGGAAUGGCCAGAGUAAAGCGCAGCGUGGGAACCUAGAGCAUAUGAAGCUGAUCCUGCGUGAUAAGGAGAAGGAGGUAGAAUGCCAGCAGGAGCAGAUUCAGGAACUUCAGGAGCACAAGGACCAGCUGGAACAGCAGCUCCAGGGCCUGCACAGGAAAGUGGGUGAGACCAGCCUACUCCUGACCCAGCGAGAGCAGGAGAUAGUGGGCCUGCAGCAGCACCUGCAGGAAGCCAGGGAGCAAAGGGAGGUGAAAGAGCAAUUGCUUCAGGGUCAACUGGAAGAGGCCAAGAGAGUGCUGGCCCAGCAGGACCAGGAACUUGAGGCCCUGCGGCAGGAACAGCGGCAGGCCCAGGGGCAGGAGGAGUGUGUGAAGGAAAAGGCAAGUGCGCUGCAGGGAGCUCUGGAGCAAGCCCAUAUGACAUUGAAGGAGCACCAGGGAGAGCUUGAGGACCACAAGGAGCAGACACAAAGGCUCCAGGAAGAGCUGGCAGCGGAGGGACUGCGGGUACAGGCCUUGGAGGAGGUGCUAGGAGACCUGAGGGCUGAGUCUCGGGAGCAUGAGAAGGCCCUGCUGGCCCUCCAGCAACAGUGCGCCGAGCAGGCACAGGAGCACGAGGCAGAGGCCAGGGCCCUGCAGGACAGCUGGCUGCAGGCCAAGGUGAUGCUCAAGGAAAGGGAGCAGGAGCUGGAGGCUCUGCGGACAGAAAGCCAGUCCUCCCGGCAUCAGGAGGAGGCUGCCUGGGGCCAGGCUGAGGCUCUGCAGGAGGCCCUCAGCAAGGCUCAGGCUGCCCUACAGGAGAAAGAGCAGCAUCUCCUUGAGCAGGCAGAACUGAGCUGUAGUCUGGAGGCCAACAUCGCCACGCUGCAGGCUGCCCUGGAUGCCCACCAGGCACGUGCCCGGCAGCUAGAGGAGACCCUGAGGACGCGGGAAGGUGAGAUACAGGAUCAGGAUCUCCGGCACCAGGAGGAUGUGCGGCAGCUCCAGCAGGCACUUGCCCAGAGGGAUGAAGAGCUGCGACAUCAGAAGGAACAGGGGCAGCUGCUGGAGAAGUCUCUGGCCCAGAGGGGCCAAGAGAAUAUGAUCCAAGAGAAGCAGAAGCUGGGACAGGAGAGAGAAGAGGAAGAGAUGAGGGGCCUUCGUCAGAGUGUAAGGGAGCUACAGCUGACUCUAGCUCAAAAGGAAGAGGAGAUCCUGGAGCUGAGGGAGGCCCAGCAAAGGAAGAACCUGGAGGCCUUACCCCACAGCAACAGAGCCUCCCCAGUGGAAGAACCAUCUCCAAAACUGGAAUCUUCAGGGCCCAGACUACAGCGGGAGCUGGAGCGGCUACAGGCAGCCCUGAGGCAGACAGAAGCCAGGGAGAUUGAGUGGAGGGAGAAGGCCCGGGAGUUGGCACAGUCCCUGGCCCAGAGCAAGGCCAGUGUCAGCAAUCUGCAGGAGGUAGCCAUGUUUCUACAAGCCUCUGUCCUGGAGCGGGACUCAGAACAGCAGAGGCUGCAGGAUGAGCUGGAGCUCACCAGACAGGCUCUGGAGAAGGAGCAGUUGCACAGCUCAGGCCCGAGCAGCAGAGCGGAACGGGGGUCCAGAGGAGAGCAGGGUGUACAGCCGGGAGAGGUCUCAGGAGUGGAGGCUGAGCCUAGUCCUGGAAUGGAAGAGAAGCAGCCAUGGAGACAAAGGCUCGAACACCUGCAGCAAGCAGUGGCAUGGCUGGAGGUUGACCGGAGCAGACUACAGCACCACAAUAUCCAGCUGCAGACCACCUUGGAGCAGGUGGAGCGAGAGCGGAGGAAGCUGAAGAGGGACUCCAUGCGUGCAUCCCGGGCGGCGGCCCUGGAGAUCAGCGAGGCCACAGCUGCAUCACCCACACAGCAGGAUGGAAGAGGAGGACAGAAGAGCUCCUCAGGUGCUAAGUAUGUGGUUGAACUACAGAAAGAGGUGGCCCUGCUGCGAGCCCAGCUGGCCUUGGAGCGGAAGCAGAAGCAGGACUACAUUGCCCGCUCGAUACAGACCAGCCGUGAGCUAGCGGGCCUGCACCACAGCCUCUCCCACUCCCUUCUCGCCGUGGCCCAGGCCCCCGAGGCCACUGUCCUGGAGGCCGAGACCCGCAAGCUGGAUGAGUCCCUGACUCAAAGUCUGACAUCUCUAGGGCCGGUCCUGCUACUCCCCAGCCCCAGCCCCAGCCCCACCCAAGCCACCUCCAGGUAGCAGCCAGGCUGGGCAGGACCCAGGCCAGCCUGGAAGCACACAGACAGAUGACUAUAGAGGGCGUCACGGCCCCUCUACACAGCUAUAGGUUUGCCAAGGGAAGGGCCUGGCUCUGUUACCCUACCUGGGAGCCCCAGGUCAGCUGACGUUCCCAGGAAGAGGAAGGAAACCUGCAAGGCUGGGGAGGCCCCAACUCACUGGGAAUGAGGCAAAUUACAUUUGCCUGCUACCUACACAGUCACCCAGAGGAGUGGCCAAGGGGCAUCAGCUGCCUCUCAUCUAGAAUUUAUUUUCCUAGUACUUGACCUUCUCCCUCAACUUCCCCUUCAACGAUAAACCCUGAGUCUUUGCAUUAGUUCCCUGCUGUCUCCACCUGUGCAGCUGGGCAGCAGUGGGACAUCAAGGGAGUUUAUUAAGAAAGAGCUUGCUAAAGAUUCCUGUCAGGUGGCAUGAAUUUAUUGUAUGUGUGCACUGUGACAGGGAGGCUCACAGAAGACACACAAGACAAAGCCGCUGUCCACAGAGACCCUGUGUUCCAGCUGAUGAAAACAGACUAACGCGUUAAUCAGACAGUUCUGUGCACUGGCUGGAAGAGCUGUGGAACUCCAGGGGCUGAGGAAGGGAGGCAUGAACUGGCCCUCAAGGGAAGGGGUGGAGUUAGGGCGCCAGUGAGCUCGCAGUUACAGCCCAGGGCCUGAGGCUGAGGUUGCAGGUUAAGGAGAUCAUGGAGAGCUUCUAGUGCUAACUCUUGGACGGUGAGCAAACUUUGAUGUUCUUGACUUAAAACAAGUUCCGGAGCUUCAAAAACACUGACUUGACCUUUAACUGAAGUCAGAGUCUCAAGUUCAUAAGCUCCAUCUGACCUCAUUCCCCUUCUACUCUGGGUGAAUGCCCCUGAGGUGUCCCUUCCAGGGCAUAUAUCAGCUGGAACUGACUGGUCAUCUGUAGUCCAGCCAUGUGUCAAGCCAGUCAGGAAGAUGGACUGCGGCAGAACUGUCACUUAAUGGACUGGUCCUGGUGGAGGCAGUCAACUGAACCUAGCUCACAGGCUUAAGACCUGUCAUUGGCAACUUCCUCAAAGCCUAAGAACAGUUUUCUUUAAAUAAGCAGGUUGUGAUCUUCCUCUGGUACUCGGCUGUAAUCUGGAAUUCCUCUUCCCUAAGCCUGGGGAUGGAGCUAAGAUCUAGCUAAGAAGGUGGGGGUUUGGGAGCAGCACCCACUCACCCAGACCUACUGAAUUGGGACUCAGCCCCAUUGUAUCCUGUUGCACCACACACAGUCGAAAUGGGGCUGUUGGCAACUGCUACAGCUUUGUUCCAAAAACCCACACGUGCAACUCAGCAGUAGAUGCUUAGUAAAAACUUACAGUUCAGAACCCCCAGAAAUGGAUCUGGGAUCCCAGAGACACUGGCUUGGUCUGUCCAGUGAGAUCCCCUGUGGCUCAAAAUCCUUUCCUGGCCCUUAGGCUUGUCCCAUUGCUAGGAGUUCUCAGGGACAAACAAGACUUCCCUUGGUUGCCAACUGUUUAUGGUUCAUCUCUGGUUCUCUGGCUCAGAGGCUGACAGAGGAGCCUUGUUUUUUACCUUGGAGUUUCUUCUUAGUACCAUUAUCUGAGCCAAGGCUGUAAGUCCCACAUACCGUCUGGGAGUCAGGGAUUCCAGUGAAUAAAAGACAUUUAGAGGCUGCCAAGCAGGGUCUUUAUUUAGGACUAGGCUAAUUUCUAUUUGCUCUUGCCUCCCUAUCCAACCCUCCAUUACAGACCCCAGUCUAGGCUCUUCCCCCCACGACCCGAUAUUUGGAUCUGGGUUGGCCUUUCUUACCCUCAGACUGUAGCCUAUAGAUGACUUUUUGCUCCAGCUUUCUAAAGUGCACUUUUCUUGAACCAGUAGUAGGACAGCCUCUAUGCAGAGUCUCACUAGCAACGGUGCCAACUGCUCCUUCCCUCAGCGUCAAACAGAGACCUGGAGUGUAGAAGCAUGAAGGAAGGAAUGUGGGCCAUCCAGGCAGGACCCAACCUUUGCUUGUCCCAUGCAGCAGGGUAGAACCAGAGCAGUGGCUUCCGCAGAUGGGAAAUGUCCCUGACCAGCCAACUAGUACUCAGGGAUGUGCUCGAGGUAGGCUCAGCUGAUCACCAGGCCCUGAGGGCGAAGAAUGUCAGAGCUCAGCCACACAAGUGGUCUCCUUUGAUAAAACUUUCCCCUUCCUAAUCUUGCCUGCACUGAUAGAGGCUGGUACAGACCUAAAAAGGCCUGAAAAGGGACAAGAGUCAAGUCAGAGCCUUGGCAGUGUUCUUGUUCCCUGGGAGUGCCUGGCUCUGGUGGGUACUGCCCUCUUGUCUCAACGAGCCUCCAUGCAUUGUGUGUUAGAGCAGUGACGAUGACUCACAACCCAGUCACCACUGCCAUCUGCUGCCCCACCUGCGACUGCCAGCACCUUGAAGGCAGGAAAGCUGCCUGGCACUUUACCCUCUAGAGAAGGAGAAGUUGGUGGUAUAUGUUGGGGUGAGGAGGGUGGAGAGUGUACAACUAUAGACUGCAGAGGGAGAACAAGAUCCACAUCCAGGCCAAAAUGCUGAGGGCUGUCUGUUCCAGGCCAGGGUCCUCCACUACUCAUACUGUCCGAUGAAACCAUUGCAGUCCACACUAGUCUGGAGGCUUCAACAACACCAACAGCACGUGGGUGUUCUCAUUCAGGUCAUGAACAUUCUGGGUGCAUUAAGUGCAGGGAAGUUCAGUUGCCCACAUCAUCCUCAAAGCCCAGAGUGGGGCCUGGUUCGUUCUGCAGAGACAGAAAAGCAAGUCAGGAAGGCAGUGGGCUCACAGCCUGGCACUGCUUCCCACCCUCACCCUCCUGCCCCACUGGAGCACGGUGUGCAGAGCAUCGAUGGGUAUCCCAUCUUCCAGAUACUCAGCACAGGACUGGCAUGGUCAGAUCUCAGGGUCUGGCUGUGGCGUGGGGAUCGGUUGGAAUAGAUUCUCCUUGGCCAGCUGGAAUUGGGUUAGGUUCCUGGCCUUUGUGCCUAUGGAGAAGAACAUGGACUGCUUAUCACUUAGCCCAGCUUCCAGUACAGGGGAGAGGCUGGACCCCAUUGUUGGUGGAGGCCCAGCAGAGAAAGGGUCAAGGAGAGGUUGCAGCCUGGAGCCCAGGACUGACCACCCACCAGCCUCUGCAGACAGGGUGGUCUCUAAUUCCAUCAGUGGCUUCAGGGCCCAUCCAAAGUGCUGAUCAAAGCAGGUAACACAGCCUGCUGGUGGAGGCAGGCGGUGCAGAUGUGGUGCUGUGUGGAGCAGCCACAGAUCCUCUGCAGCUCUUGAGCCAGCAGCAGGACUUCCAGAAGGAUCUGUGGAGGUGGGAAAAACCCAGCCACAAAAGCAGCAGGGCAACCUCUAGGCCCAAGGUUGGCUUAGUUUGGCCUUGGGGCAAAUGACACCUUUAGCUAUCACCCCUGCAAUAUCUCACCUCCUGCCCCCUCACCCACUACCUUGCAGAGCAGGGUGAGUAGUGCUGUGGGCAGGGGCAGGGAAGAGAAGUGGUGGCUGCCAGUGUGCUCCAGGCCAUGGACCCCUCUCCGUGAUCCUGGGCACAGUUGGGGAGGGGCACAGGCUCAACUCUGCUCACCACGCUUAGAAAACAGGCAAGGGAGGAGGAAGGGCAUAAAACGGGGUGCCAAGGCCCUAGGGCCCUUUUAUUCCCUUUACCCUGCUGGGGCCCUGAUGGUGGUGAGGAUGAGGGGUGAGGUUUUGGACUGGUCUGGCCUGCUGAUCUCACCCAACUCAGUUCUGUCAGCAGCUUGGUCUAGAGUGGACACUAUGACCUCUUCUUUGCCUUCUGUUGCCAGUGCCACCAGCUCUUUAUAUGCCUUCAUAGGGCCUGAAGCUUGGCUCAGGGCUUGGAGGUAGAAUAUUGAAUAGGUCAGGGCUCAGAGGACAGAUGUGGGUCCCUGCUAGGGCUGUGUGAUGUGGCAUCUGAGAGUGAGCAGGUGUUCCUAUUCCCAGUGUGUGACCAUUUAUUUGGAGACAAGGAGAGGAACAAGAAUUAGUAUUCAAAUGUGGUUCUUUCUUAAUGACUACUGUUAAUAGUUCAGGUGAGGGAAUCAGGGAAGUCAUAAAAAUUCAAUGCCAGACUGAUAGUUCACACAUUGCCCCUGCACCUCCAGUACUGGUUUCCAGUGAGAACCUCUCCUAUAUCUGUGACUAUUCCAGCCCUGUGGGUCAGAUGCAAGGGUGUAAGGCCUUACUGCUGACCAAGAGUAGGCUCACAUUCUAGCUCACUGAUAACCUCGGCCUCCACUAUUGCAUAUGGUUUAACAAUUCAUGCUGGAGCCUUUGGAUAUGACUGUCUUUCCUGUACGAGGGCCCACCUCUUAAGUUUCUCUCCAACUCUGAAUGAGACCCUGGCUCAUGAGAUGGGCUGGUUGCCACCCUUGCCCCAGAUUUUUGUUCAUUUGGUAGUAUUCAUUAAACCUCUGUCACAAAGUUCCACGAUGAGCCCUGAAAAGGAGGGGCUCUCCUCCAGGGAGACAGAACCUGGACACAAACUCUGGCAGAAUGACCCAGGUGCAUAGAAGAGACCCAUUCAUUGGCUGCUCCUCAUGGGGCCAGGGAAAGUGUCAAACAGAACAUCUUGGACAGAGACAGCGCUUGAGGGUCCUUUCAAAGUGUCAAGCCAGGUGGAUGCACUGGAUGUGUGGAGUCGAGGGGUACACCUGUGGGUCCGGGAGCGAUGGCAGAUGUAGAAGCCAGCCCACUCAGCUUGGACCUUUCUGACCAGAAACAGCCACAGGUGAGCAUCAAGACAGCCCACAAGCCUCAAAGCCAUUAAGGCUACAUUCCUGUCCCAAGGGACAAGACAUGGCAAGUGGCAGGCUGACUCAGACAAUAGGCACUGGGGGAAGUAGGAAGCUAUGGUCACAGACUCUACAAACAUCCCACUGCCUGUUGGCCUCCACCCCGUCCUCAACCGUCCAUGGCACCCCCGCUUCCAAGACCUCACCUCUUGCCUUCCUGUGGACCUGUUAAGUCCUAAAGUAUGUUCUGCUAAAGGCUUGGCUGGAGGCUGAGAAGAGGAAAGGGAGCAGUGGCAUUCGGUGUGUCCUGUGGCCUCCAAGGUUGAUGAAGGGGCAGAUGCCCAUAGAGUCCUUCAUGCCAGCCCAGUUAUAUUGGGGACCUUAUCACACAAAUCACAUUGUGAGUUUCUGCAUGUAGUCUUUUGUCAUAAGAAAGCUUUCACCUUGACGUUCAACCCAGGGCUCAGCUGACAAGGGAAGGCUUGGCACUCAAGUAUGAUGGAUGGAACAGGAAUGAAAAAGUUGUUGACCCUGUGCCAAGGCCGGUGUAGUGCCUCUCUCCCAGAGGUGUGAUGUCUGUUCCCAGAGCAGGGUUGUCAAGCAAGAGGCGGAAAGAGAAAAGGAAGAGCUUUUUGGUUCUUCUUGAGGAUAGAAUCUUUAGGAAAACUUUGUAAAAGGGUUAAAAAUAAAUUUCCUAUCUAUCUAAACUU
Lemur catta (Ring-tailed lemur) is the source of this 13021-nucleotide messenger RNA. It is a transcript of the gene CEP250, whose product is annotated as centrosomal protein 250. The record is from RefSeq and is a predicted model, not a curated record. Gene Ontology annotation, biological process: cilium assembly. Bases 191 to 7525 code for a protein of 2444 amino acids. The transcript has 33 exons. Lineage: Eukaryota; Metazoa; Chordata; Mammalia; Primates; Lemuridae.